Molecule: messenger RNA, 2883 nt
Organism: Pseudogymnoascus verrucosus
Lineage: Eukaryota; Fungi; Ascomycota; Leotiomycetes; Thelebolales; Thelebolaceae
Exons: 1
Coding region: 340-2685 (781 amino acids)
Source: RefSeq, a predicted model, not a curated record
CGCCCACCCCGCCCCAGACAUCGAGACCUCAUAAUGUGAGAGUUUCCCACUGUCUGCCUGAUGGCCUCUUUUUUCUCUUCUUAUCUUUUUCCACAUUAUACGACAAUCAACGACUACGAGUGAUAUUUUUAUCUACUCCCAGCGACAAACGUAAGCUCCAUUACAGCUACGAGUCUGCUUUUCCAGUUUUUCAAGACCUCGUCUACGUACUAUAUUUUUACAACGUACCGUAAGACUUGAGGCAGCAGCAACUACUACUUUCAAUUGCAUGCUCUCGCGCAUUCCCUCCCCGCGCACAACGCUAUUCUUCUCCCAAUAAACCUCGAGAAAUCACUUCCAAUGGAACAUCAGGCCCCCCUCCAAAUCUUCACCAUCACGCAGCUUGAGCUUGGCUCGCCGCUGAUCUGGGAGCCCGCCGUCGGCACCGUCGAGCACGACCGCCUCGUGGACGCCUACAUCCCAGGCCCCGCGAACCUGCAGCAGAAGCGCGCGACCAUUGCCCUCGACUUCUUUGACACGGCCGCUGCAUCCACCAUGCCCGCGCCCUUCUGCCGCACCUACCUCGUCGCGACCAGCACGCCCGAGUUCGCCGCAAAGCCGUACUCCCCCGCCUUCGCGCCUACCACCUCCUUCUCUCCAUCCACCACCUCCUCCCUCUCCUCCAAAUCAAGCAAGCGCUCCAUCUCCUCGCUCUCCUCCGCUGCUUCCGCCAGCCCCGCAAAGCGCCUCCCCGGCUUCUCCAUCAUGACCGCCGACGGCGUUGACAUCACCAACAACCAAUCGCGCGGUCCCAAGACCAAGGCGCAGCGCGAGCAGGCCGCCAAGAUGCGCAAGCUCGGCGCCUGCCCAGCAUGCAAGCGCAGCAAGCAAAAGUGCGAGCCCUCGCACCACCGCCCGGCGCCGAUGUCCGCCUCAUCGUCGCAGAACGCCAGCUCGGUCAGCUCGCCGUGGCAGAGCAGCGGAUCCGCGUCCGCUUCGACGUCUCCGGGAUCGCGCGCGAGCAUCUCCCCGCAGACCAGCUUCGGGCAGUCGUUCAGCCCGGCGUCGCAGGCUCCGAUGGCCGCGGCCGAUUUAGCAUGGAGCUUCGCUCUUCCGGCGGGAGACUUCGUGCCCGGAGAUUGGGGAUUCACAUCGGACCAGCUACUGGCGGAGAACAGCAAUGUUCCGGGACUCUUCCCGUCGGACCUUCUCGAUUUCGAUGCGCUGGACGAGGACUUCUUCGCGCCGGCGCCCGCGUCAGCUGACAACUUCUUCCCACAUGUUCAAGACAGGCCGAAUGUACAACCACGUGGCUUCGAGGGCGGGGCAUGGUACGAUGACUUUGUGCUAUCAUCGUACUUCAACGGCGGAGAAGCGGAUGUAUCUCUGUCAUCAGCCCAAGCGUCGGUGGGCGAGUCGUCUGCCAGGACCCAGGCAUCGUCGUCUUCGACGUCGCCAUCCGGACAGACUGACUCCUCGCACGUCCUUGGCGGGCUGGAACGCGUUCGCGAUCUAAGCCCGACGUCAUCAUCUAGUGAGAUAGGUGGUAGUAGUAGGAGUCCCGAGCUGGAUCUCUUUAGGGACCGCAGCGUCCAUGCCAGCGAGCUCGUUGUCAACGGCACGUUAUGCGGCACGUUAUGGGACAACUUACAAUCCGACUCCAGCAGUCCGACGCACGAUCCGCGCACCGCUACCCCGACGCUCCAGCGCCAGAGUAGCGAUGGCAUAGUCGACGACCCAUCUGAUCCAGAUCCAGUUCCAUGGGCCGUACCACCGAACACGACGUCCACGACGCCACGUCGCCAGACACGCGUAACAUCGAAGCAGAUUCGCGCGCCGACAUCGCGCGCCAAUCCGAUAGCGCACGCAGUUCCGUAUAUUACUGACCUGCGCGUCUCCGACGAAGGCGAUUUGCCCCCGUCUCACGCCAUGGCUCAAGCCAUGGCUGCUAACCAACACCAACGCUUGGAGUACCUCAAGGUGCUCCGAGACUCACGAAGGGACUUAGCUACUGGUAGUCACAGACUCCCAUCUGCGUCCGCAUCCUCGGUCCCAUUGGAACGAGACACGCAACUUCGAGCCGCCGUUGCGCGCUCCCUGGUCUCUUCCUCUCCGACUACAUCCGCACCCUCGGUAUCGUUGGAUCAAACCACCCAACGUCACGCCGCCGUUGCGAACUACCUUGUUUCUUCGCCACCGUCUGCGUCCGCACCGUCGGUCCCAUCGGAACGAAACAUCCAGCUCCACGCCGCCGUUGCGCGAAACCUUGUUUCUUCCUCGCCGUCUGCAUUCGCAUCCUCGGUAUCGCCGGAUCGAACCACCCAGCUCCACGCCGCCGUUGCGCGCUACAUCGCCUCUUCCUCAGUCUCAACACCAUAUUCCCCCCCCGCUGCCGCGUCUGGGGAAGAUGGACUUGGAGAAUGCAGGGAUAGGCACAAGGCGGUCCGGAAGCCAGUGGCGCUGUGCUCAUGCACCGUCAGUACGGCUGUACCUGCGACUGCGACUGCGCUCUGUGCGUGCACCCCUACCUCCCCAACAAAAACCAUACCUGCGAACUUGGUGGCACCACCGUCGCGACUCAGUACUGGCGUGCUGGGUGGUAUGCUGGAUGGUAUACGAAGACGUGUGCUUUCUUUCUUUGGGGCGGGGGACGCUGCUGGGGUUGAGGGGUUGGUAGGGGGGAUGGGGAGACUGGGGGUGGUAUAGGUAGUAUAGUGGGAAUUUAGUUAGGGCUGUUCUGUCGGAGAUGAUGGGAUGGUAGUGUGCGCUGUGCCGCGGUGGACUGUAGAUACUUUUACUCGUAGAUGAUAAUGAGACAGCCGUGAGCACGUUAAGGUUUUUACGCCGUGGCUUUUGUGAAGAUCGAUAUUCGCUAUAGAUGAGACUUAUGCUAUGAGUACCAAC